GCACACUUCCUGCGCAUCCCUUAGCGAAGGUGCAGCUUUCAAGAAACGUGUCCCACGCGCCACGCCGUCUGUUUCCAGGGCAACCCGGCGCCUCUUUGCCACCCCGCGGGCAGCCUGGGACGUUUCCCCGCGCCCCCAGCCUGCCAUGGCGGCCGCGGGUCCCAGCGUCUUCCUACUCAUGGUCAACGGGCAGGUGGAGAGCGCCCAGUUUCCCGAGUAUGACGAUCUCUACUGCAAGUACUGCUUCGUGUACGGCCAGGACUGGGCCCCCACGGCGGGUCUGGAGGAGGGCAUCUCACAGAUCACAUCUAAGAGCCAAGACAUGCGGCAGGCGCUGGUGUGGAACUUCCCCAUCGACGUCACCUUUAAAAGCACCAACCCCUACGGCUGUGAGUCUGCAGGGGCCCCAUGGGGACCGGGACCAGGACUGGGAGGUGCCCCCAGGAAAGUCCGGCCCUCGGGGGCCCGAUGGGGGUGGGGGGGAAAGGCAGCUUGUAUCAGCCCUGCCAUGGGCUCUCUUGCCGCCUGGCCACCCCAGUUCGCCUCCAUGCUGUGCAACGGACGCUGGGAGCACAGAGCCCAUCAGGUGAGACCCCAGCCUGCGCCCGGACAGCUCUGGGCCUGGCAAGGGCACAGCCUGGUGUCCGGGGCUGCGGCGGCCUGCACAAGCGUCUGUGAAAACAUUUGUUUCAGGCACAAGAGGACCAUCCCCAUGUUUGUCCCAGAAUCCACGUCUAAGCUGCAGAAGUUUACAAGCUGGUUCAUGGGACGGAGGCCCGAGUACACAGACCCCAAGGUAGUGGCCCAAGGUGAAGGCCGGGAAGUGACCCGCGUCCGCUCUCAGGGCUUUGUCACUCUUCUCUUCAACGUGGUGACCAAGGACAUGAGGAAGCUGGGCUAUGACAGUGGGCCUUCUGACACGCAGGGUGUCUCAGGGCCCAGCCCGCCGCAGGGACUCCCCCUGUGACAGCACCCCGCCCCCGCCCGCCGCGUCGGGCCAGGUGGUCCUCGGACAAGGCAGACUGUCCUUCCAGAGAGUUGGUCCUGGACACAUCUGUUGACAUGAAGCCUCACGGGACUGGGAAAGGGCCGGGGGGAGGGGGGAGAUUUUAUAUAAUAAAGCAUCGAUUUUUCGCAGAA
This is a messenger RNA of Suricata suricatta (meerkat), 1140 nucleotides long. It is a transcript of the gene B9D1, whose product is annotated as B9 domain containing 1. Gene Ontology annotation, cellular component: MKS complex. Gene Ontology annotation, biological process: cilium assembly. Lineage: Eukaryota; Metazoa; Chordata; Mammalia; Carnivora; Herpestidae. The transcript is spliced from 6 exons. The coding region runs from base 146 to 967 and encodes 273 amino acids. The record is from RefSeq and is a predicted model, not a curated record.